This is a messenger RNA of Sphaeramia orbicularis (orbiculate cardinalfish), 10391 nucleotides long. It is a transcript of the gene scn8aa, whose product is annotated as sodium channel, voltage gated, type VIII, alpha subunit a. The transcript has 27 exons. Gene Ontology annotation, molecular function: voltage-gated sodium channel activity. Gene Ontology annotation, biological process: sodium ion transmembrane transport; neuronal action potential; membrane depolarization during action potential. The record is from RefSeq and is a predicted model, not a curated record. Lineage: Eukaryota; Metazoa; Chordata; Actinopteri; Kurtiformes; Apogonidae. Gene Ontology annotation, cellular component: plasma membrane; voltage-gated sodium channel complex.
UUGCGCAGGUUUUCUCUUCUGCGGGCUCAUUUCUGAAGUCCUUUUUGUGAGCCACAUACGGGGGUUUCGAGGCUGCAGGCCUAAAUGACCUUUACGAUUUCACGAAACGCACUUGCCGACACUCCCUUACAUUCUGCUGAGAGUCAUCAAUUAUGCAGGGAAACUGCUCGCUCUGAGGGGGAAGAUAGCAGCAACAAUAUGGCGACAACCGCAGUUUCUCCCCAAUCUUUUCCACAUCUGCAGUCCUGCUACGGCUUCCUGGAUUCCCUGUAACGCUUAUAAAAGCUAGCUACUGUGGAUGGUACAAACCUAAAGACCAAGUAGCUGCAGGAUGAAAACAUGGCUGCACCCCUUCUUGCACCGCCAGGACCUGAUAGCUUCAAGAAGUUUACUGUGGAAUCUUUGGCGGCCCUUGAGCAGCGCAUCAAUGAGGAGAAGAACAAGAAGCCACCCAAGCAGGACAGCAGCUAUCGUGAUGAUGAUGACGAGAACAAGCCCAAGCCCAACAGCGACCUGGAGGCUGGGAAGAGCCUGCCCUACAUCUAUGGGGACAUCCCUAAAGGAAUGGUGGCGGUACCACUGGAGGAUCUGGACCCAUUCUACGUAAAUUCUCAGAAAACAUUUAUAGUGCUAAAUAAAGGGAAGACAAUCUUCCGUUUUAGUGCCACACCUGCCUUGUACUUCAUAAGUCCUUUUAAUCCGGUUAGGCGAGUAGCUAUUAAAAUUUUGAUACAUUCUCUUUUCAGCAUGAUCAUUAUGUGUACUAUUUUGACCAACUGUAUAUUCAUGACCUUUAGUGAUCCUCCCGAGUGGUCAAAACAAGUAGAGUACACAUUCACAGGAAUUUAUACAUUUGAGUCUCUUGUAAAAAUCACAGCGCGAGGAUUCUGUAUAGACGGGUUUACAUUCCUUAGAGAUCCAUGGAACUGGCUGGAUUUCAUGGUCAUUUCGAUGGCGUAUAUAACAGAGUUUGUAAACCUAGGCAAUGUCUCAGCUCUGCGCACGUUCAGGGUGUUGAGGGCAUUGAAAACUAUUUCUGUAAUUCCAGGCCUGAAGACCAUUGUGGGCGCCCUGAUCCAGUCUGUGAAGAAGCUGUCAGAUGUGAUGAUCCUGACCGUAUUCUGCCUGAGCGUCUUCGCCCUCAUCGGUCUCCAGCUCUUCAUGGGUAACCUACGCCAUAAGUGUGUGAUCUGGCCAAUCAACAGCACCGAGAACUACCUGGCCAAUGGCAGCAAGGGCUUCGACUGGAAUGAGUACAUCAUGAACGAUACCAAUUUCUACUUCCUGCCUGGUCAAUCGGAUGCUCUUCUCUGUGGAAACAGCUCUGACUCUGGCCGCUGCCCGGAGGGUUACACAUGCAUGAAAGCUGGGAGGAAUCCAAACUACGGCUACACCAGCUUUGACAGCUUCGGCUGGGCCUUCCUGGCUCUCUUUCGACUCAUGACACAGGACUUCUGGGAGAAUCUUUACAUGCUGACCCUGAGAGCGGCAGGGAAGACCUACAUGAUCUUCUUUGUGUUGGUGAUCUUUGUGGGAUCGUUCUACUUGGUGAAUCUGAUUCUGGCUGUGGUGGCCAUGGCCUAUGAGGAGCAGAACCAGGCCACCAUGGAGGAGGCCCAGCAGAAGGAGGAGGAGUUCAAGGCCAUGCUGGAGCAGCUCAAGAAACAACAAGAAGAAGCCCAGACUGCUGCCAUGGCAACCUCUGCGGGCACAGUUUCAGAAGAUGCGGUGGAAGACGAUGGAGGAGGGCGACUGUCAUGCAGUUCCUCUGAGAUGUCAAAGCUCAGCUCCAAGAGUGCCAAAGAGCGCCGCAACCGGAAGAAGAAGUGGCGGCAGAAAGAACAGGAGAAGGAGAAAGGCGACAGCGAGAAGUUUGUCAAAUCAGAGUCUGACGAUGGGAGCAAGAGGAGUCGCUUUCGUUUCCCUGAUAAUCGCCUGGGUCGAAAAUCUUCCAUUAUGAACCAGUCCCUCCUCAGUAUACCCGGCUCACCUUUCCUGUCCCGCCACAACAGCAAGAGCAGCAUCUUCAGUUUCAAGGGCCGUGGUAAGGAUGUGGGCUCAGAGAAUGAAUUUGCAGACGAUGAACACAGCACGGUCGAGGAGUGCGAGGAGCGUCGGGGCUCCCUGUUCAGCCCGUACAGGCGGAGCAGCUACAGCGGUUUCCACGGGAAGAGGAACAGCACGGUGGACUGCAAUGGAGUGGUGUCGCUCAUCGGCCCAGGGCCUGGUGGACGCCUACUGCCUGAGCCAACUACUGAGGUUGAGGUGAAGAAGAAGCUGUCGGGCUCCCUGAUGGUGUCUGUGGACCAGCUCAAUACCUCCUUUGGGCGGAAAGAGCGGGCCAACAGUGUCAUGAGCGUCAUUACCAACACACUAGUGGAGGAACUGGAGGAGUCUCAGCGCAAGUGUCCACCAUGCUGGUAUAAGUUUUCUAAUACAUUCCUGAUCUGGGAGUGCAGCCCUUUGUGGAUCAAGAUCAAGGAGAUUGUGAACUUGAUAGUGAUGGAUCCCUUCGUGGACUUAGCCAUCACCAUCUGUAUUGUUCUCAACACCCUCUUCAUGGCCAUGGAGCACUACCCUAUGACCCCCGACUUUGAGGAGAUGCUGUCUGUAGGCAAUCUGGUGUUUACAGGGAUCUUUGCAGGGGAGAUGCUUUUCAAGCUGGUGGCAAUGGAUCCAUAUUACUACUUCCAAGAGGCCUGGAACUGUUUUGACGGCUUCAUUGUGACUCUGAGUUUAGUGGAGCUGGCUCUGGCUGAUGUCGAGGGUCUGUCUGUGCUACGAUCAUUCCGAUUGCUGAGAGUGUUCAAGUUGGCCAAGUCAUGGCCCACUCUGAACAUGCUGAUCAAGAUCAUUGGUAACUCCGUUGGAGCCUUGGGAAACUUGACUUUGGUGCUUGCCAUCAUCGUCUUCAUCUUUGCUGUGGUGGGCAUGCAGCUGUUUGGAAAAAGCUACAAAGACUGUGUGUGUAAGAUUGCUACUGACUGUGAACUGCCACGCUGGCACAUGAACGACUUCUUCCAUUCCUUUCUUAUCGUCUUCCGGGUGUUGUGUGGUGAGUGGAUUGAGACCAUGUGGGACUGUAUGGAAGUUGCAGGCCAGGCCAUGUGCCUCAUCGUCUUCAUGAUGGUCAUGGUCAUUGGUAACUUGGUGGUGUUAAACCUGUUUCUUGCCUUGCUGCUGAGCUCAUUCAGUGCUGACAACUUGGCAGCAACAGAUGAUGAUGGUGAACUCAACAACCUACAAAUUUCUGUCAUACGAAUCAAGAAAGGCAUUGCCUGGAUAAAAGCAAAGCUGCGGCUGUUGGUGGCCAGUCUGCUGAAGAAACCACCCAUGGAGGAUGAACAGAAGCCAUUGGAAGACAUGUAUGGAAACAAAGUGAACUGCAUCGCUAACCACACUGGGGUGGACAUCAACCGUGAUUUGGACUAUGCCAAGAAUGGUAAUGGCACCACAAGUGGCAUUGGCAGCAGUGUUGGCAAGUAUAUGAUCGAUGAGGACCACAUGUCAUUCAUCCACAACCCGAACCUGACCGUCUGCGUGCCUAUAGCUGUGGGAGAAUCUGACUUUGAGAAUCUCAACACAGAAGACUUCAGCAGCGAGUCGGAUAAUGAGAACAGCAAAGAGCUUGAUGACACCAGUUCAUCAGAGGGUAGCACCAUCGACAUCAAGCCAGAUGUGGAGGAGGUGGUGGUGGUUGAGACGGUGGAGGAGUACAUGGAACCAGAGCCAUGUUGGACAGAUGCAUGUGUGGCCAAGUACAAGUGCUGUGACGUUGAUAUCACUAUGGGCUGGGGUAAAAGCUGGUGGUUCCUGAGAAAGACUUGCUACCUGAUUGUUGAGCACAACUGGUUUGAGACGCUCAUCAUCUUCAUGAUCCUCCUCAGUAGUGGUGCCCUGGCCUUUGAGGAUGUCUACAUUGAGCAGAGGAAGACCAUUCGGAUCAUUUUGGAGUAUGCAGAUAGGGUUUUCACCUACAUCUUCAUCUUGGAGAUGUUGCUGAAGUGGGUCGCAUAUGGUUUUGUCAAGUAUUUCACCAAUGCCUGGUGUUGGCUGGACUUCUUCAUUGUGGAUGUGUCUAUAGUCAGCCUUGUAGCUAAUGCGCUGGGCUACUCCGAUCUAGGGCCCAUUAAAUCAUCAGGACACUAAGGGCCUUGAGACCCCCUCAGAGCCUUGUCACGUUUUGAAGGGAUGAGGGUGGUAGUCAACGCCUUGGUGGGUGCCAUCCCUUCCAUUAUGAAUGUGUUGCUGGUUUGCCUCAUCUUUUGGCUGAUUUUCAGUAUCAUGGGGGUCAACCUGUUUGCGGGCAAGUACUACUACUGUUUCAAUGAGACAUCAGAGGAAUACUUUCCCGUUGACAUAGUCAACAACAAGACCCAGUGCGAGGCCCUCAUUCACCAAAACUUUAGUGAGGUCAGGUGGAAGAACGUCAAGAUCAACUUUGACAAUGUGGGCGCUGGAUACCUGGCUCUUCUGCAAGUGGCCACAUUCAAAGGUUGGAUGGACAUAAUGUAUGCAGCCGUGGAUUCGAGAGGGGUGGAAGACCAGCCUGACUAUGAAGUCAAUAUCUACAUGUACAUCUACUUUGUGGUUUUCAUCAUAUUUGGCUCCUUCUUUACGCUGAACCUCUUCAUUGGUGUGAUCAUUGACAACUUCAACCAGCAAAAGAAAAAGUUUGGAGGUCAGGACAUCUUCAUGACAGAAGAACAGAAGAAAUACUACAAUGCCAUGAAAAAGCUAGGAUCUAAAAAGCCACAAAAACCUAUUCCCCGACCACAGAACAAGGUCCAGGGCAUGGUGUUUGAUUUUGUGACACAGCAGGUGUUUGACAUCUCCAUCAUGAUACUGAUCUGCCUCAACAUGGUUACCAUGAUGGUGGAAACAGACGACCAGUCUGAUGAAACAGAGAUUGUUCUGUACUGGGUCAACUUCAUCUUCAUUGUGGUCUUCACGACAGAGUUCUUGCUCAAACUCUUUGCCCUUCGCCAUUAUUACUUCACCAAUGGCUGGAAUAUAUUUGAUGUGGUGGUGGUCAUCCUGUCUAUUGUUGGUAUGUUCCUGGCUGACCUCAUUGAGAAGUACUUUGUGUCACCGACUCUUUUCAGGGUGAUCAGGUUGGCUCGAAUUGGUCGCAUCCUCCGUUUGAUCAAAGGAGCUAAGGGUAUCCGGACACUACUUUUUGCUCUGAUGAUGUCACUGCCAGCCCUGUUCAACAUUGGGCUCCUGCUUUUCCUGGUCAUGUUUAUCUUCUCCAUUUUUGGUAUGUCUAACUUUGGCUAUGUAAAACAUGGAGCAGGUAUCGAUGACCUGUACAACUUUGAGACCUUUGGCAACAGCAUGAUCAUCCUGUUCAUGAUUACCACGUCAGCUGGAUGGGACGGCUUAUUGCUGCCCAUCCUCAACUACCCACCAGACUGCGAUCCCAACCUGGAGAACCCUGGGACAUCAGUGAAGGGUGACUGUGGUAACCCCUCAGUGGGAAUCUUCUUUUUCGUCAUGUACAUCAUCAUUUCUUUCCUGAUUGUGGUCAACAUGUACAUUGCCAUCAUCUUGGAGAACUUCAGUGUAGCCACAGAGGAAAGUGCUGAUCCACUCAGUGAGGACGACUUUGAAACCUUCUAUGAGAUCUGGGAGAAGUUUGAUCCAACUGCCUCUCAAUUUAUUACUUUUGCCAAGCUGUCUGACUUUGCUGACGCUUUGGAGCAUCCACUUCGUGUGCCAAAGCCCAACACUAUAGAACUAAUCGCCAUGGACAUGCCAAUGGUGAGUGGCGAUCGCAUUCACUGCCUGGACAUCCUGUUUGCUUUCACAAAGCGUGUGCUGGGUGACAGUGGUGAGUUGGACAUGCUGAGGCAGCAGAUGGAGGAGCGUUUUGUGGCAGCCAACCCCUCCAAAGUGUCAUAUGAACCGAUCACCACCACCCUCCGCCGCAAACAGGAAGAGGUCUCUGCCAGAAUUAUCCAGAAUGCUUACCGUGCCCACCUCAUUAGGCGUGGCAUCAUCUUCAAGCGUCACACUUUCACCAACAACAAGCUUGAGAAUGGUGGGACCAACCAAGAGAAGAAGGAGAGCACACCAUCCACAGCCUCUCUUCCCUCUUAUGACAGCGUGACCAAACCUGACAAAGAGAAGCAGGACGACAACAAGGAAGAAUGGGCCAGGAAAGAGAAGGACAAAAACCAAAAAGAUGAGUGGGAAUCCAAGUGUUAGGGUUCACUGACUCUCAAACUCCAAUAAAACACGGCGAGAUGAGACUCUGAGCCCAGAACCCAACAAAUAUAGAAAAAGUGAUCAUUUGCAAGUAAAAAAAUAACAAAAACAUACAAAAAAAAAUGUUUACAGACUCAAACACAACUGAGGCAAAAUGGUUUCUUAUGUCGUCAAAGACAGCUGAACCAAACACAAUCAGUUUACCGUGGAACUUUGCUGCAUAGUGACCAAGUAAUGAUGAACAAACACAAGAACCAGUAACUCACAGUGUGCUGGCCAAUGACACACAUUUCUUUGGGGACCAACUGCCAAGGCACAGAAAUCUCUGCUAAAUGAUUGGAGAAAAAUUGCAAAAUCCCUGCCACCACCUUGUGUGGACCCCCGCAGCAAAACGCCAUUGCUACGGGAAUGGAUCGUACAGAUCCCAAAAGAACUGUAUUAGCAGUCUAAAGAAGGGUCUGUAACACAGUUUACCAUCUUUAUCAAGAAGAAAACAAUAAUCAACCAAGCAAGAUUAGCGAGGGAGGGGAAACCCAGAAGCGUAGACAAAGAUUUUUUUUUAUUUGUUUGUGCUGAGUAUACUUGCAUCUUUACAUUAUUUGAGCAGCAAAAAAGAUAACAUUUAGCCCAUGUCACUAGUCUUUUCAUCUUCUCUUUGUUAUACUGACAUUGAAAAAGACAUUUUCUACAUGGGCUUUCACACUGACCGGGUAGGGGUCAUUAGUCAUUGUUUUGACUUGGGCUGAAGGAGACUUGCUCAGACCGAGUUCCAGAUAAAUAAUAAUUAUUGUGCUCGUUCAAUGCAUAGAAAUGACUUGCAUGAAGGCAUGUUUUGAUCAGGAAUCAUGCAUGAGUAUCAUAGUCCACAAGACACUAAUUUUCAGACCACUGCAGUGGGUUGACUAUAAGUUUGAGGUUGUCCACUGGGGAAAUUAUGAGAACUAUAACAGGAAAAUAAAGAUUAUGGUAAAUGAUAUAUAGAUUAUUGGGGAAAGGUAGUCAUAUGAUCCUGCCCUUCACUAGUUUUCUUUCAAAACUGACAGAUCUUUUAAUCCUGCCCUUCAUCAUAAUUCCAGUUGAAUGAAGGAUGUAAGCACUCAGAGGCCAAGUCCCAGUCUGUCAUUCAUAAGACAAACUAGAAAAGGUUUUUUGCUGCUCUGAAUGUUAAUAGUCUAGAAAGAGUGAGAAGUGUAUGAGUGUUAGGAAAAUGCAUAUCCUCAUGUUGAGGAUGCACAGAUUUGCGGGCCAUUUCAGUCGUCCUGAACCAAAUCUGGGGCUUACAUCUUCUUUGUUUACUUACAUCCAUCAUACAGUCACUUUUCUUACUUACCUGUGGUUCCUGUUACAGCAACGAGAGAAGGUGAUAUUUCACGCCAAGGAAUACAUGUCUGGCACCAGUGAAGGUCUGGUGUUCUCAAGUGUCAUAGGUAUCCCCUCUUCUGCUGUAGUUCCCCAAGAAGGGACACGAGUGCGAUUUUAGCUUUUGGUUUAUGUUGUUUUGUUUUGGCUUAGUGGAAGAAGUGAAAACUGCAUUUAAAUAGGUACAUUAGACAUUACAGUUCCUCUUUUGUACUCUGUCAGAUUAACAUCAGGAUUUCCAAGUGUGUGAUGUCUUAGGUAGUGCUUUUUGGACAAUUUGAGUUGCCAGCUUUAGAAAAAAAAAAGCCUUGGAGUCUUUCUCUGAUGUCCUUGUGAUUCAAUCAUUCUCAGAAAAGGCUUUUUGAUCGCUGAGAGUGACACUGACUACCUGACGCAGCAGUUAGUAGAGGAUUAUCACAAGGAUAUGCCUUGUCGUGCCUAGCAUGUAUGGAAGGUGGAUAGCCAUGAAGGGCUUGUGGUUUUGACUAGAAUAAAUGGAUUUUGGUCUGAUAUUUCAGGGAGGCGGAUGGACGAUAAUACAAUAUAACGCGGACCAAUUCAUAGGUAGAGCCCCUCCCUUCAGGGUUUUAGACUGACUGCCAUAGGAACAAGAAGAGUAGAAGUAGAAGAAGAAGAGCGAGGCUUUGGUCUGAGUCAGAAUGCUGAAAGUCCCAUGUUUGUCAGUGUAUCAUUGUGCUUCUGUGGGACCUCUAAAACACUGUGUGGUGUUGGACCCAGGCUCGCACCAUCUUUUCACAUUCUUGCAGGCUUUCAAAUGCUAUCACCCGCUUCAAAACGAUUAGCCAGAAAUGCAGGUAGAAACGCUAAUACUUGUUGAGAUAAAACAUCAGCAGGCCUCACAUCGAUGCAGCUACGUUGUAUAAUAAGCUUUGUGGGUGUUUUUCAUGAAAAAACCUGAGGCUUGUCAAGUGGUAAAUGAGACACAACUGCCUCCUUAGGUGUUCCUGCCAUUUCUUUUCUACACAGGAGUGAUGGUCCUAUUUAUAAGUGGAUAGCUGGACAUAAAUCUGGCAUCCAUCGUCACACCACUAAUGCCAUUUUGGUGUGUUUAACACUGCCUGUACCAGAACCCCCUGUCUGUAACAAGAACUGAGGUCUGUUUACAAUAUGAGGUCUCCGAAUCAGUUUGGCUGCUGCACACUGAAACCAAAUACAUUCCCAAUGAAAACCACAGGAGUGAGUAACUUCAUCCAAUUUACCCAUGUUCAUCUUGGAUGUAAUGUUUUAGAAUGGUACAUUCACACUUGAAAAAAAUAAAAAUAAAAACAAAAAAAGACAAAAAAGAAAACACAAAAACAUAUAUAUGUACAGUGCAGGCUAUGAUGUAAAUGGCACAAUCGCUGAAAAAGAACGAACUUUUUGAGAGAAACUAUAAAUAUUGUAUUAUAUUCUUUUAUUUUAUUGGCAUGCUUUGUUGUGUUUUUUGUAAAUAUGGAAUUUUAAAAAUGUUACUACUAAUAAUCAAAAAAUGAAUAAUAACAAUAAUAUAGAAUGGCUUCCAGCUAUGCCCUUUGUCACAUUUGUUACCUUUUGGAUUUUUUGAGACACUUUUCACUUUGUUGACGGAAAUUGAAUGAAAUAUAGAUAUUAUAUAAUACAAAAGAUAUAUACAUGUAUACAUAUAUGUCUAUAUGUAUAUACAUAAAACAGAGGAACACUGUUUGUCACAUUUGAUUUAUGUGCAACACGUUCAGUGGAUGUCUAAAACUGGUUGUUUCCAGCACCCUUCUAUGUUGGGGAAUAGCUCAUGUGCGAUGUUACUGGAGCUGCUUGCCAUGGAUUGUAGCCUGAUCAUGAUGAAAGGAUAAUGUUACCAGCACAUUUCUCACUUACUGUCAGAUCUCUCACCUUCACUGAGUAUACAGGACACACCCACACACACAGACACACACACACAAGUGACUCUCCUCACUGCCCACCAACUCUUACCAGUGAUUUCUUCCCGGAGGGCGUCAGCUGGUGUGACUGACUGCCCCCUCCACCCCAUACCCACACAUCAGUGCCAUUACAGCUCAACAUGCAUACAGUCAUGUACUUGCUUGUCAUCCUCACAUCUCUUUCGUUGAAUGGUUUGUUUCUAAUGUUCCACUCAAUGGCAUGUGCCUUUUUUCUGCUUUUUCUGCAAAAUUGGAUGUCGAUGCCACACUGAAAAAAAUAAAAACAAAACAUAUAUAUAUGUAUGUAUGUAAGUAUAUAUAUAUAUAUAUAUAUAUAUAUAUAUAUAUAUAUAUAUAUAUAUAUAUGAAAAAAAAGAAACCAAAAAAAAAACAAACAAAAGAUAUGUUUCCAAACUGUGGAGGGUGGGGGUUUGAGGGUGAGCACAACAUUAAUCAGGGAUGUCGAGUCAGAAAAACUGCCGGAGGAUCAUCCAGACACCCCACUUCAUCUUAAUAUUCAACAGUGUGUGAUGUUAACAGAAAAACAGCUAACUCAAAAAUGUCCUGUUCUUAGUGCUAUGUGUGUCACCCACUUGGCUUGUGAAAAAGCAGCUUGCCUUCUAUAUUUCUGUUUUAUUUCUUCUAUAUUUCUGUUUCCAUCUGAAAUUUAUUUUUGUAUCAAUAUUUGAUUAUAGGACUCAUUCUUUUUUAGCAUGGUUUAUUAUGGGCGUUUUUUCUUUUUGCUGAAAAAUUUAAAAGUGCUUUUCAAACUGUUGUUAUCAUUUGACACCGUGAUAAAAAGAGGAUAUACAGUACAAUACGAUGGUGUGUUGCACAACCACUUGGACUUGGUAAGAAUAUAUGAAAGAUUGUCUUCAUUUGAGCACGAACCUUUUUAUUACCAAUAAAGCAGCCUUCCAGUUA